UUUCACAACCGAACCGGCGUGACUUUCACAGGCUGACAUCCAUCCACAGUUGUGUAAAGGUGGCCCGAACCAUAUACCCAAAAUGAGAGUCCUAAAAGCAGGUUUAACCUUAAGUCAACUACGCUUAAAGAAACCUGGGACAUUGACUCUGAAACAGGUCCUGUUAAAUAGUUGUCGGUCAUGUUCGUCCGGCAUCAUCCCCAACGAGAGAAUACGCAACAUUGGCAUCUCUGCUCAUAUCGACUCAGGGAAGACCACUCUCACCGAGCGAAUUUUGUACUACACUGGGCGGAUAGCUGAAAUGCACGAAGUAAGGGGCAAGGACGGGGUCGGGGCUGUCAUGGACUCCAUGGAGCUAGAGAGACAGAGGGGCAUCACUAUUCAGUCAGCCGCCACAUACACCAUGUGGAACCAGCACAACAUCAACAUCAUUGAUACUCCAGGCCACGUUGACUUCACCAUCGAGGUGGAGCGCUCACUGCGAGUGCUGGACGGGGCGGUGCUGGUUCUGUGUGCGGUGGGUGGGGUGCAGUGCCAGAGCCUGACGGUCAACAGGCAGAUGAAGCGCUACAGCGUGCCCUUCCUCACCUUCAUCAACAAGCUGGACCGCAUGGGCGCCAACCCCUACCGGGCCCUGCAGCAGCUCAGGACCAAACUGAGCCAAAACGCUGCGUUUGUGAACCUCCCCAUUGGCCUGGAGGGGAACCUACGGGGCCUAGUGGACCUCAUCGAAGAGCGCAGCAUCUACUUCGAGGGGCCAUUUGGUCAGAGUAUCCGUUUUGAUGAGAUCCCGGCGGAGAUGCGUGCAGAGGCGGCUGACCGGCGGCAGGAGCUGGUGGAGUGUGUGGCCAACGCUGACGAGAUCCUGGGAGAGAUGUUUCUGGAGGAGAAGAUCCCCAGCGUGGAGGAGCUGAAGGCUGCCGUGCGCAGGGCCACUGUCCAGCGUGCCUUUUCCCCUGUGCUGGUGGGCAGUGCGCUGAAGAACAAAGGGGUGCAGCCUCUCCUGGACGCCGUGCUGGAGUACCUGCCCAACCCCACCGAGGUCAACAACUACGCCAUCCACAAUGACGAGGAUUCAAGUGAAGGCACUAAAGUCCUGAUGGACCCCACCAGAGAUGCAUCUAAGCCUUUCGUAGGCCUGGCCUUCAAACUGGAGGCAGGACGCUUUGGUCAGCUGACCUACAUGCGCGUGUACCAGGGCUGCCUGAGGAAGACUGAGUACAUCUACAACACACGCACCAGCAAGAAGGUCCGGGUGCAGCGCCUGGUGCGCCUCCACGCAGGAGAGAUGGAGGAUGUGGAGGAGGUGUUUGCUGGGGACAUCUGUGCCCUGUUUGGCAUCGACUGUGCCAGUGGAGAUACCUUUACUGCUCGCACCAGUGCAGACCUCUCCAUGGAAUCGAUUCAUGUACCUGAUCCUGUGAUCUCGAUGUCCAUGAAACCGUCCAACAAGACUGACACGGAUAAGUUCUCAAAAGGCAUCAACCGCUUCACGCGGGAGGACCCCACCUUCAGGGUUCACUACGACCCGGAGAGCAAAGAGACCAUCAUCUCUGGCAUGGGGGAGCUGCACCUGGAGAUCUACUCCCAGAGGAUGGAGAGGGAGUAUGGUUGCCCGUGUGUGAUGGGCAAGCCCAAAGUGGCCUUCAGGGAGACCAUCACUGGACCUGUGCCGUUUGAGUUCACUCAUAAGAAACAGUCUGGGGGCUCGGGCCAGUAUGGUAAAGUCAUCGGGGUUCUGGAGCCGCUGGAGCCAGAGAGCUACACUAAACUGGAGUUUGAGGACCGCACCAUCGGGACCAACAUCCCCAAGCAGUUCGUCCCGUCUGUGGAGAGGGGCUUCAGGGAGGCUUGUGAGAAAGGGCCUCUGACCGCACACAAGAUUUCCGGUGUGCGGUUCGUACUGGACGAUGGAGCCAGCCACAUGGUCGACUCCAACGAGAUCUCCUUCAUCCGCGCUGGAGAAGGCGCUCUCAAGCAAGCUAUGGAUAGUGCUAAUGCUGUGAUCCUGGAGCCGAUCAUGUCGGUGGAGAUCGUCGCACCCAAUGAGUUCCAGGGACCGGUCAUCGCCGGGGUCAACCGUCGCCAUGGCGUCAUCACAGGACAGGACGGAGCGGAAGAUUACUUCACUCUCUAUGCGGAUGUCCCACUGAACGACAUGUUCGGCUACUCGACCGAGCUGCGGUCCUGCACUGAGGGGAAGGGAGAGUACACGAUGGAGUACAGCCGAUACCAGCCCUGCCUGCCGGCCGUCCAGGAGGACCUCAUCAACAAAUACCUGGAGGCCACAGGACAGCUUCCUGCCAAGAAAGGCAAAUGGAAGAACUGAGAGCCUUUUAACACACAUACACGCAAGAACCAUACUGUCUAGGAAAUAUUUGGCGGUCUCAUUUCAGACCUGGGUUGCCAGUGGCAGAUUCAACAGUGAGGGCAGUAGGGGUGGUGCUGUUCAGCUCAGAUGUGUAUAUUUAUGGUACGCGUUUCCUCUUCGUUCAUAUCUCCACCCAUCCUGCUGUCGUCUGUUUAAUGAAAAGCAUGAACUGUGUCCCAGGUUGGCAUUUGUUUUCCAGUGGAGCAAACGUCGCAGCCACUGCCACUGUUUGAAUAACAGAGCUCAGACUACAUGAGCUUGAGGUCAAAACUCCAAAAAGUGUACACCAGAUUAUUCCCCCUACAAAGAUCUAUCCUUUUCCACCAACAGAGUAAUUUAUACAUUUUUAGACUUUCCUCCAUCAGGACUGUAUGGCCUGUGCGUCCCACUGGACUAGACUACGUCUGGUCAGGGAGGUGGACUGGGCCUGUACAGUGAAUUGCAUUUGUACUGUGUACAGCGGAUGAUGUAGUCUGUGGAAUUAAAAAUGUUAUAAUUCCAUUA
Alosa alosa (allis shad) is the source of this 2875-nucleotide messenger RNA. RefSeq names its product G elongation factor, mitochondrial 1 (gene gfm1). Gene Ontology annotation, biological process: mitochondrial translational elongation. Gene Ontology annotation, cellular component: mitochondrion. The coding region runs from base 83 to 2329 and encodes 748 amino acids. The record is from RefSeq and is a predicted model, not a curated record. Gene Ontology annotation, molecular function: translation elongation factor activity; GTPase activity; GTP binding. The transcript has 18 exons. NCBI's taxonomy places the organism in Eukaryota, Metazoa, Chordata, Actinopteri, Clupeiformes, Clupeidae.